Messenger RNA from Emericellopsis atlantica, 1494 nucleotides. Its product is annotated as protein-tyrosine phosphatase 2. NCBI's taxonomy places the organism in Eukaryota, Fungi, Ascomycota, Sordariomycetes, Hypocreales, Bionectriaceae. The coding region runs from base 1 to 1494 and encodes 497 amino acids. The record is from RefSeq and is a predicted model, not a curated record. Gene Ontology annotation, biological process: protein dephosphorylation. Gene Ontology annotation, molecular function: protein tyrosine phosphatase activity. The transcript has 3 exons.
AUGGACAAGCUCCCCAAGCUUCGACGCAAACCGAAACCGCCAGCCAUCGAGACCAGCGUCGAACGAACCAGCACCGACACGACCGAGAGCGCACUGAGCAGCAGCGCUGUGGGCAGCUGGCUGCAGAAAGAACACACGAACCCGUCCGGCAAGAAGUCGCCGUUUAGAAACCUGAGGCUGCGGCCCUCGGCGAAGCGCGCUAGAGAGAGCUCGCCAGCGGAUUCGGGCUUGGGAGAGCCUCCCGCCACCCGCCAGGACGGUGUCAAGGUGAAGAGCAACGGGGCCAAGCCGCGGGAUCGUCUGGACGGUAAAGGGGACGCGGACACGGACAUGGAAGAGCCCAGCGACCCGGGUCCCGUCAUGCCGUCAUUCCUAAAUCUGGAGAAAGAAGCCAUCGACCUGAAAUUCGAAGACCUCAACUGGGACGAGAGGAUCAGGUUAAGCAAAGGCCAGGCGAACCACCCCCACCACGAAUGGAGAUGGGGGUCGUUUAAGCAAACGGACGUAAAAGAGAGGGGACUCAUGGAUCGAUACGUCAACAUCAAGCCCUGGAACCACAACCGCGUAAAACUACGGGUGCCGGACGGACACCUCGAUUAUGUCAACGCGUCGCUGAUCACCGUUCGUCCUCCACCUGGGAAUGCGCGACCGCCGCUACGAUACAUUGCAAUGCAGGGCCCAACGGAGCCGUCGAUACCCUACGUCUGGCGGAUGAUUGCGGAGCAAGUCAAGUCGCCCAGUGUCAUUGUGCAGCUAACGAGCAAUAAUGAGGGCGGCAUGGUCAAAUGCAACCAGUACUUUCCAGAGGGCGAAGAGGGGUCCGAGUGGGAUCUCAACGGCGAGGAUGCCUGGGAAGACGGGUGGGGUGCCACCCUCAAGUAUGAAUCAGUCGAGCAGCUGCAUGGUGGCGCGAUCGAGAAGCGGAAGCUCUCGCUUCAUGUCGAGGGUGAGAAGGAGCCGCGGACUAUAUGGCAUUUCUGGUAUCGAAGCUGGCCUGAUUUUGGUGUGCCUGCAGACGACGACCUCGACAGCUUCUUUGAGCUCAUGAGGCUGUCUCGGGAGCACAGUUCGCCUAACGGACCACGUGUGAUCCAUUGCAGCGCAGGUGUCGGUCGCACAGGCACCUUUAUCGCACUGGAACAUCUCUUGAGGGAGCUCGACGUGGGCGCACUCUAUGAUCCACCCGUUGACGGGAAUGCAUCAUCCCAGCCCAGCAAGCCAGAUCUCAUCUACGACACGGUGCAGGAACUCCGCGAGCAGAGAAAGGGAAUGGUGCAGAGCGAUAUACAGUACCGAUUCUUAUACCAAGUUUUGAGGAAGCUGUGGUCCGAUCGGUAUGGACCUGCCGAGGACGACGAAGACAAAGCGGACGGAGGCGUCAACCUGGAUAAGCCCGUGCAGGCAACGAGCGCGCCGGAAGUGGACCCCUUUUGGGACGGCGACGACGACGACGAGGGAGGCGCCAGGCUACGAGAUUCGGCCAUGGGCAGCUAG